Molecule: messenger RNA, 7004 nt
Organism: Sinocyclocheilus grahami
Lineage: Eukaryota; Metazoa; Chordata; Actinopteri; Cypriniformes; Cyprinidae
Gene: rims1a
Product: regulating synaptic membrane exocytosis 1a
Exons: 32
Coding region: 195-4871 (1558 amino acids)
Biological process (GO): calcium ion-regulated exocytosis of neurotransmitter; regulation of synaptic vesicle exocytosis; intracellular protein transport
Cellular component (GO): cytoskeleton of presynaptic active zone; presynaptic membrane
Molecular function (GO): small GTPase binding; transmembrane transporter binding
Source: RefSeq, a predicted model, not a curated record
GGCGGGUGGGCGGGGGGUGGGGGGGAGAGAGACAGGAGAAAAAGCCGUAUAGGAAGAGAAGCACAACCGUGGGUGCCCGCCGCAACAAUGAACGGUUCGCCACGCUCAUGUCAACCGCAGAUAAGCCAUCGGACUAUGUCCUGAAUAGCGGUUUACAUAGCUGGGAUUGUGCACCGAUCAUACAGGGGUAAAAUAUGUCCGCCUCGGUGGGGCCCCGCGACAGCCCUCGCCCACCCACAGCGCAGAGCUCCAUAACCGAGCUACCGGACCUCAGUCACCUCACCGAGGAGGAGAGGAAAAUUAUCAUGGCUGUGAUGGUUCGGCAGAGGGAGGAAGAGGCAAAGGAUGAGGCCAUGCUCAAAGAGGAGAAACCCAUACAAGCAAAAAUGGUGAACCUGGUCGGAAACAAGAAACCACCUCAGCAGAACGACAUCAGUUUGCACCAGCAGUUUGCCAACUACAAGGAGCAGGUGAGGCGGAUUGGGCCGGAGCCCCCCCAACAGAGGCAGCAGGGCCAACACAAGGAUGACGCCCCCACCUGUGGCAUCUGCCACAAGACCAAGUUUGCUGAUGGCUGCGGAAACCUGUGCUCCUACUGCCAGACUAAGUUCUGUGCCCGCUGCGGGGGAAGGGUCUCUCUGCGUUCCAAUAACAAAGAGGACAAAGUGGUAAUGUGGGUAUGUAACAAGUGCCGAAGGCAACAGGAUAUGCUUACUAAAUCAGGAGAGUGGUUUCCAAGUCAUGGGCCCAAGGCUGGAGAGCUUGGGUCAGCAGUGAGUGAACCGGCCAUGUGUGGAGAUCCCGUUGGGGAGAAGAAGGUGCGCUCUAGGUCUCAGAACCCUCUCGACUCCUCCGUUUCCACUGCCCAUGAUACCCAGCCACAUGCCCCGACCGACCCCAGAAAAGGCCCUUCCACAGGGUCAGCCGACACGCUGUCAUCGCGGUCACGCAGUGAGCCUCCACAAGAAAGAAAAAAGCCACCAGCAGCCUCUGAUCAGAAUGGCAAGCUUGGGUCAAGAGGUGAGAGGCGGCGAGGCCUAUCCAAAAUCCACUCCGAGGAGCGAGAUACUGGAGAAAAUCGGAGAGAAAGUCGAAGACUGAUGAAGACUCGCUCUCAGGAGCACGAUAGUCCUGAGACCAGGAGAAUUGAAGCGGAGCAGAAACCACCCAGGGAACAGUGCAGGACUGACCCAAAUGCUUCACAUCAUCCGCCCAAACUCCGGCCAGCGGAGCCUGAUGGACGUAUGCAUCCUAAGCCGAGGGAGGCAGGGGAGAUGGUGCAGGACAACAGAGGUGCACAUAGAUGGACAGAUGGGCGGCAAGCCUCACUGGAGGGCAAGCAGCAGGCCUACGCCCCAGAGAGGACCGCGGGGGGUACAGGUUUGCAGGGUGCGCCUGUUGUGCAGGGUCCUCCACCUAAAACGAACCACAUCCCACAGCCGCCUGCCCCAGGGUUCAGGGUGGGCCCUGCCAUGCCCGCAGGCCCACCUGAGCUCAGGGAGCCUCAGGAAUGGGACAGGAAGUUGCAGCCGAGCCACCUGGACCCUGGCUCGGCUGCGCUGUUGCGCAAAUCGAAACGUCAAAAAGCUGAGAGCAUGCUGCGCAAUGAUUCGCUCAGCUCUGACCAAUCGGAAUCUCUACGACCGCCCCCGCCCCGCCCCUACAAGAGCAAACGGGGAGGAAACAAGAGGCAGAUGUCUGUUAGCAGCUCGGAGGAAGAGGCCGGUUCGACACCGGAAUACACCAGUUGUGAAGAUGUGGAGAUUGAGAGCGUCAGUGAGAGAGGGGACUGGGAGUGCUGUCCACUGGGCCCCACUGCGUGGCAUCAUCCGGUUACAUGGCAGCCCUCCAAGGAAGGUGAUCAUUUAAUUGGCCGAAUCACUUUGAGCAAGAGAACAGCCAUGCCAAAAGAGGCUGGGGCUCUGCUAGGGCUAAAGGUGGUCGGGGGGAAGAUUACAGAAACUGGGAGACUAGGGGCCUUCAUCAUCAAAGUCAAGAAAGGUAGUUUAGCUGAUGUGGUGGGUCAUCUACGGGCUGGUGAUGAGGUGCUUCAGUGGAAUGGUAAAUCAUUACCUGGGUUAACCAAGAAAGAAGUUUACAAUAUCAUCUUGAAUUCCCAAACAGAACCACGAGUUGAGUUAAUAGUAUCAAGGCCAAUAGGUGAUAUACCACGAAUACCAGAAACAUCACACCCUCCAUUAGAAUCUACAGGUUCAAGUUCCUUCGAAUCACAGAAGAUGGAAAGACCCUCUAUAUCUGUCUUGUCCCCAUCCAGCCCAAGUGGUCUUAGAGAUGCCCCUCAGCUACUGCCUGGACAGCUGUCGGUGAAAAUGUGGUACGAUAAGGUUGGCCAUCAGCUGAUAGUGAACGUAUUGCAGGCUAUAGACCUGACACCCAGAUCAGAUGGACGACCCAGAAACCCCUAUGUCAAAAUGUACUUCCUGCCCGAUAGAAGCGAUAAGAGCAAGAGAAGGACGAAGACAGUAAAGAAAAGUCUAGAGCCCAAGUGGAACCAGACAUUUGUGUACUCUCAUGUCCAUCGCCGGGAUUUCAGAGAACACAUGCUGGAGAUUACUGUGUGGGACCAACCCCGAAUACAAGAUGAGGAGAGUGACUUUCUGGGAGAAAUCUUAAUCGAGCUGGAGACUGCCCUGCUGGAUGACAAGCCUCACUGGUACAAGCUGCAGACACAUGACGUCUCUUCCAUCCCACUGCCGCACCCGUCGCCAUACCUGCCCCGCAGACACGGACACACAGAAACACCCACCAAAAAGCUGCAGCCUACAGAAAACCGAUCAAGAGAAAGAGAACGGGACAGAGACCGAGACCGAGCAACGACAUUAGAGGUUCCAGACCAGAUCAGGCCAACUCAGUAUCGCUCACGGUCCGUGUCCCCACACAGAGACGAAGAGAGCAGGGGACGGUCCCGCCCAGCCAACAUCCCUGCACAGAGGAGUCUGGAUGAGGUCCAGCACAGCCGGCGAUCUCGUUCCCCAACACGCUACCACGAUCGUGCCCGUGUGCAAGAGAGAGAUUGCGUAGAUGACAGUGAAGUCAUCUUGAUACACAGAUCAAUGCGGGGUAGAAGCGCAGAGUGUCUGCACACCCAAAGUGUUGGCAGGAGCUCAUCUAAGUACAGUAGCACUCUGCCUCCCAAGAUUCCUUUAUUAGUCAAUGGAAUUCAUAAGGAUAUUUACAGCUUAACACUUCCUGCAUGCCUUAAGUCAAAGUCACGGCUGUCUGUAGUCACUGUCACUCAACCUACAGUCACGCGUCGAGUUCUUAGGUUCACAGACAAGAUCACCAUUAGUGAUCUACAGCCCUCUCUUGACAGGGUUAGAAGUGCUAGUACCAACUGUCUGAGACCAGGUUCUAAUUCCAAUUCACCUGAACGAGACAGGAGCACCCAGUCUCUGCCCCGUACCAGACCCACGAGCCCCAGGAUCCUAAUUCAGCAUGCCUCCCCAGAAGACGACAGGCAGUCGAGAACUCUGGACAAGCCUAGCUGUCAGAAACUUGGAAAGAAAAUAUCUGACAGCGAGCGGGUGCAGCCACACUCCAGCCCCGCAUUUUCCUCAUCAACAGCAGCCCCUUCUUCGACACGCAAGGUCAGGCAGCUUCCCCAAGUCCCCGCCAAAAGCAGCAGUGUAGAGCAAGCUCUUGCUUCAGAGGAGCGAACUCGGCAAAUGAAAGUACGUACCUUCCGAACACCAGCUCCCUCCAGUACCAGCCACGAUCUGGAGAGGAUGCUCAAGAAUAAAAGAGAGCUUUAUAAGGAGCAGCGACAGAGCUGUGACAAUGUGUCCCAUAAGUCCUCAGACAGUGAUGUCAGUGACGUGUCAGCCAUCUCUCGUGCCAGCAGUGCCUCGCGGAUCAGUAGCACCAGCUACAUGUCCAUUCAAUCAGAACGACCCAGGGGUCAAUUUAGCCGUCAUAUUCAUCCAUCCAGCCGCAGCAUGCUGAAGAGCACGAGCGUUAGUGGGGAAAUCUACACUCUGGAGCGUACGGAUGGCAGUCAGUCAGACACCGCUCUGGGAACACUGGGAGCAGGAGGGAAAAAGCGCAGAUCGAGCCUUAGCGCACGUGUAGUCGCCAUCGUGGGUAUUCCCUCCCGCCGCAGCAGGAGCACCUCUCAGCUCAGUCAGACAGAAGCAGCCAACAAGAAAGCAAAGGGAUCCAGUCAGAUCCAGCGCAGUCAGGAGACGGGAAUGGCAGUGGAGUAUCCCCGCAAUGUCAUGGCUCGCCAAGCCAGUCGAGAGUCCACUGACGGCAGCAUGAACAGUUACAGCUCUGAGGGCAAUCUGAUCUUCUCAGGGAUGAGGUUAGGGGCCGACAGCCAGUUCAGUGACUUCCUAGAUGGUCUUGGCCCUGCUCAGCUGGUGGGUAGACAAACACUUGCCACGCCUGCUAUGGGAGAUGUUCAGAUUGGACUGAUGGACAAGAAAGGGCAGCUGGAAGUGGAAGUUAUCAGGGCCCGUGGUCUUACACCUAAACCAGGUUCCAAAUCGCUGCCGGCUCCCUAUGUCAAGGUCUAUUUGCUGGAAAAAGGAGCGUGCAAAGCCAAAAAGAAAACCAAGAUUGCACGGAAAACGCUUGAUCCCUUGUAUCAGCAAUCGCUGCUGUUUGAGGAAAGUCCGCAGGGUAAAGUUCUCCAGGUAAUAGUCUGGGGAGAUUACGGCCGCAUGGACCACAAAUGUUUCAUGGGAGUCGCCCAGAUUCUUUUAGAGGAGCUGGAUCUUUCUAGCACAGUGAUCGGUUGGUACAGACUUUUUCCCCCUUCAUCACUGGUCGACCCGACAUUAGCUCCUCUCACUCGUCGUGCUUCCCAGACCUCGCUGGACUCUUCAGGGCCGCCAGGCAUCAGGUCCUAGUGAACGGAUGGGAAACGCAUGACCCAGUGGACCAAUCAGAACCAGAGCGGCAGAUAAAGAGACAGAUGGACAGAAUCAUGAUCAAAGCUUUGCUGAAGCCUGACAAUCACUUCUCUCUUUUACUUUUGAUCUUUGGGUUGUAGAGAUUUCCUUUGAUCCACUCUGCUCCUUUACUGCAUGUUCUGUGGCUGAGAUGACGAUUCGACCCAAAUAAAAAAGAGAAGGAAGGGAGAGGCAGCCGAAACGCGAUCCUGCUUCGUCUGACAGGAAGCGGAGCCUACAGUGGCGCCGGUAGCCUAGAUUGCUCUGGUCAGUCAGCACAUUUAUUUUCUCACGUGUUGGUGAGAGUGAGAGGACAGCACUGCCCCUCCUCUAUAUUGCACUUUCAGGAAGUCCCUCUGCUGAAAGACCAGAGGUCCAGGGUUAAAGGUCAAGAUUUAGUCUUCUCAGAGAGUUUCCUCUCUGCAUCACGGAUGCUGCAUCCGAGGCCCCGGCGUGUGCCGGUCUGGCACGAACUCAGACUCAGAUUGUGUGACUGUGGCAUGUGUGUGUGUGUGCGCGAGAGUGUGCGUUUGCAUGUAAGAAGGCAGGGAGACGCCUGAGAACCUUUUAAGUCUGUUUACAGCAGUCGCCACCGACUGCUUUGCCUUUUCACGUUAAUGUUGAUUUGGUAAAUAGGCACACUUUGUAGAAUGUGAAAACAUGCUUGAUGUUUUCUGACAUUUGUGUCAUACGAGCUUCACGGAAGACACAAAACCACUUGUAUUCGAUUCAUCAGGACUGUAAGAAGCUGCCACUAUCAUUUAACAGGAAACAUUAGCUCACUAACACAUUCGAUUUCCAGGUUUCACGCGAUCACGAAUCAUAUCUUACAGGCAUUUCCAAGCACUUUUAAUCCUAUUCCGUUUGGUAAAGGACCUGUACGUACCGAUAUUAGAAUUUCUACCCGACUAGAGUUUGCAUUAUUUUAAUGCAAGCACAAAUGCUUGAUUUUUGAACAAAAAAGAGAAAAAGUUCAAGCUUUUGGGGAUUAAAAGUAAUGCAAAAAAGAGGCCAAAAUCGGAAGCUUCCUAUUUUUAGCAGUUUGUCAUCAGUUUAGUUGAUUAUAAAACCAAUUUCACAGAUCCCCCCCUGAGCAUUUUGAAUGUGACAGUGAGACGUUCCAACAAGGGGAACAGACGCCACCAACGAGGGGAACAGCAUGAAUCUGGAACUGUUCCAAGUUGCAUGCACAUUUUGUAAAACAAGACAGAUGAGAAAAAAAGAGACUACAAUAAGUGUGUUAGUUCCACAAACUGUAGGCCAGCUUGUAUGUCGCAUGUACUUGUACAGUUUGCUUGUACUUGAUAUAAAUAGAUUAUCAAAUAAAACGAAGCCAUUCAUUCCAUGUGUGGGCAUUUGGCCGGGUUCAGCCAUACACACAGGCCUUAUUUUGGGGCUGAAUGUCUAUAAGAAUUUUUGAAUCGUUUGAUUUCCUUUUCUUUCUUUUUUUAACCCUGGCUAGAUAAAUAAGUGCUGUACUGAGCAAACACAAGACCCUAUUUUAUUGAAGAUGUUGGUGUUCACUGUAGUCUGUACUACUGUGGGGCUAAAACUAAGGUAGAUAAUCUGUAUAAAAACUAGAGCUAUAUGUAUAUGGAAUAUAAUUAUGAAAAUCACAAUGACUUAGAGAUAUAUCGAUAUUGAAACAGAGUGUAUCAAGUAAACAUCACUUUCGUACAUGCAUAUAUUGUAAAUAUGAGUCUGCAAAGAAGUUUACUUAUAUUUACAAAGCGGCCCCAUUCAAGUUAAUGGAUCAGUGCUCUUGUCUCUUGGUUCUGCUGAGCGGAAGAAGGGAUGCCUCCAAAGUUUUAUUUUAGUGAUGCCCAAUCUGACGAGAGAAAUUUGGACCUCUAUCGACCUGUUGCGUUACCAUAAAUGCUCACGAAUCCUCGUUUGAAUGAGAAGUUUACUUUAUAUGCCUGGUUACGGCAGACCUAUUUACUUUGUCAGUAUUAUUCCAGAAUACUGAUUGUUUACAGUUCGUGUGUUCCACUGAAACAAAAUUGAAAGUAUUCACUGCAACAUUUCUUGUUUGUACAGCAGACGUGGCUCAAAUAAUGUGUAUGUUUUAUAUUCAAGAGUUCAUUUUUA